UCCAUAGCCAGUCACCUUCAAAUCUUCCAUCCAGAACACCAGCCCAGGUCUCCAGUCAAAAUUGAGCAACACCCCAAAUAUUUAGUAUCACCAUCGCUAAUUUUAUCCCUCUUCCAUCACGCCACUCGAGCUCUGAGUCGAGGUGGUUCGCGAUCAAUGGAUAUCCUCGUCUCUGCAAUCGUAGGCGACCUCAUCAGCAGGUCAGCUUCGUUCGUGAUCAGCAAAUACUUCCAGCAGCAGCCUGGCAUCGACCGGAUUCUGCGGAGGCUACAGAGUGUCCUACUGAGAAUCGACAUCAUCGUCGAGGAGGCCGAGGUGCGGGACAUCACCAACCAGGGGAUGCUCCGUCAGCUCAAGAUGUUGAGGCAAGGAAUGUACAGAGGCCGCUACGUUCUCGAUGCCUUGAGCUUCCAAGCUUCCCUCGACGAGAAGGAGGGGGAGGAGGAGAUGAGCCACUCCUCAUCUGCACUGUCUAAAGGCAGUUCAAUCAAACGCCUUCGUUUCUCUCACACACGUUGUGGUAGCAGCAACAGAGAAGCAGUGUUGUUCGGCACGAACAACAUGCGAGAAGAGCUGCAACGGAUGGUGGACACCCUUGAAGACACCGUGGCUGGUAUGAAGGAGUUUCUUUUCUUCUUGCAGUUAUAUCCUCGCAUCCUCCGCCAACCUUAUGGCACGUAUUUGCUAUUGGACAACUGCAUGUUUGGUCGCCAAACAGAACGGGAACGGGUCCUAAAUUUCUUGAUGUGUCCUACUCAAGAUUUGGCUGUACUUCCGAUCGUUGGUCCAAUAAGAGUAGGGAAGAGCACUCUUGUUGAGAAUGUCUGUAGGGAUGAGAGUGUGCGUGAUCGCUUCUCGAUGAUCCUCUUCUUUCCAAAAGGAAGUCUUAAGGAUGAAGGAGUGAUCAACCUGAGAGAAAACAAUAUUAAAUUCAGGCAUCAGAAUUUUGCUUCUCGAAACAGGUUGCUGAUUAUUAUUGAACUAGCCAAGGAUAUUAACGAGGAAACAUGGAGAAGUCUGAAAUCUUCCGUAACCUGCAUGACACCUUGUGGCGGGAGCAAAAUCAUAAUUACCAGUCGGUCAGAUAGAAUUGUGAAUCUGGGAACAACGGGAGCACUUCGACUGGACUAUAUCUCUCAAGAAGCUUAUUGGCAUUUUUUCAAGUCAAUUGCAUUUGGAAGCAUAAAUCCUGGCGAGCAUCCAAAACUGGCAACUAUGGCUAUGGAGAUCGCUUUGGAACAGAGACAGUGUUUCACAAGCGCGCAUGUUGUUGCUGGGUUACUGCAACAGAACUUCAAUGCUCAAUUCUGGUGCGCAGUUCUUGAAUGUGUACGAGCAAGUAAACAGGCAAAUCUCCUUAUGUUUGACCAUAACCCGUACCUUCGUUUGCGGGAAGAUGCACCAGUGUAUUGUUGGAGAUUGGUGAAGAGCCACAGAUAUUUCAUGCUUUGCAACUAUCAUCAGUCAGAUUCCAGUGAGAAUGUCCCUAAGAUCAAUCUGCGGGACAUUCUCUUAGGAUGUGGUGGUACACUACCCUGUGGAGAAUUUGAGGCUCUUGCAUGGAGGUCUCGCAUACCGCCCUACUACAACUACACAAUAAGCUGUAACAUGCAAGCACCAGAACUUACCGUGGGAAGGAAGAAGCGUGUGCAUCAAGAGGAAGAACAUUUUAUUUGAGUAGCACACUAUCUGUGACUCAUAUCAUGUAUGCUACCGUGUUGUCCUGUGAAUUAGGAAAUAUUAUUACUCUGCCUUAAUUAGGAGUCUUGCUAAAUAGUUAACAUAUAUGUCUACUAACAUGUAGGCAUGGAGGACUUCUAUCCUAGUAGCAUAAGUUUGCAUGUCAAGUACAUUCUGGUUGUGUUUGGGCAAGUACUUUCAGAAUCAAAACAAUGUUUGCAUUGCCGGUUAAAUCAGAGUCCAAGAUAAAAUGUAUUUAUAAAGUUGAGUGCUUGAGUCCAUAUCCGAUUGAUCUGGAUACUAUGGGUACUGUAUAAACCUAAGCCUUGCAAUAAUCCUUGAACAUGAAGAAAAAGUACA
Messenger RNA from Triticum aestivum (bread wheat), 2040 nucleotides. Its product is annotated as putative disease resistance protein RGA3. NCBI's taxonomy places the organism in Eukaryota, Viridiplantae, Streptophyta, Magnoliopsida, Poales, Poaceae. The transcript has a single exon. The coding region runs from base 157 to 1677 and encodes 506 amino acids. The record is from RefSeq and is a predicted model, not a curated record.